Molecule: messenger RNA, 6101 nt
Organism: Eleginops maclovinus (Patagonian blennie)
Lineage: Eukaryota; Metazoa; Chordata; Actinopteri; Perciformes; Eleginopidae
Gene: rb1cc1
Product: RB1-inducible coiled-coil 1
Exons: 23
Coding region: 383-5272 (1629 amino acids)
Biological process (GO): glycophagy; autophagy of peroxisome; autophagy of mitochondrion
Cellular component (GO): phagophore assembly site membrane; Atg1/ULK1 kinase complex
Molecular function (GO): protein kinase binding; molecular adaptor activity
Source: RefSeq, a predicted model, not a curated record
CAACAAAACAGACUGAGAGGGUGUUAGCGUAGUUAGCUACCUGAGAUAAACAACUGGUGGUUUUGCCCGUCUGUUACAUCAUCUCGGCUGUAGUUUGUCAAAUUAGAUAUAUAUUUUACAUCCAUACGUUUGAUCUGUGCAAUCAGCCAUGGUUGACACAUUAUUGUAGUCUGGUGUAGUCUGGCUAACGUUAGCCAAGCUAGCUCUAUGUAUACCAAGCUUGAACAGGUUAGCUAGCUAGCUCUAUUGCUAGCUUUUUAGCUAGCCGUAUCGCCUAGGAGAGGUGGAGACCAAGAACAGUGAGAUGCGAGCAAAGUAAGGUUGGCCUCGUAUGACUAAAUGAGCGAGAUAGGCAAAUGCAAAGAACUCUGGGAGAUUCAACAUGAAGUUGUAUGUGUUCCAGGUCAACAAUGGCAGCACAUUGACAUUUGACACUGAUCUUGCUGUCCAAACUGUCCUGGAGCUUAAACAUGCCAUCCAAGCCAAAUACAAGAUUGCAAUCCAACAUCAAGUCCUUGUUGUCAAUGGAGGGGAAUGUAUGGCUGCAGAGAGAAGGGUCUGCAGUUACAGUGCUGGCACUGAAACAAACCCCAUAUUUCUGUUCAACAAAGAGAUGAUCUUGUGUGACAGGGAUCCAACGAUCCCUAAAACCACCUUCUCGAUUGAGAGUGAGAUUCAGGUUAAAGUGGAAGAGUCUCUAUUGAUGCCAGCUGUCUUUCACACUGUUGCCUCACGAACACAACUUGCUCUGGAAAUGUUUGAAGUUGCCAAGAAGCUUUGCUCUUUCUGUGAGCGGUUGGUUCAUGAUGAACACCUUCAACACCAAGGCUGGGCUGCCAUCAUGGCUAAUCUGGACGAUUGCACUCUGUCUUACCAGAAGUUGCUCAUGAAAUUUGACUCUUCAUAUGCAAAUUAUCAACAUGACUUGGAACAAAUUAAGGUUAAACUUUCAAAGUUAGGGACAUCAGUUUCGGUAAUGGCGAGAAUACCUCUGCUGGAAUGUUUAACAAGACACAGUUACAAAGAGAGCAUGGAGAAGUCCAGCCCCACCCCAGGAAAGGAUUCAGAUGAGACAGAAGAAGAGAAAUCCACAGACUCUGUGCUCUGCCCAACGGAUGCACAGCGGCCCUCCAAGUCAUCAGCGUCCUUCUCUGCUUCAGGGAAUGCCACAAGUCAGCCAACUGGAGACCAGGAAACAAAUGAAAUGACUGACAGUGGUGGGCUUAGAUCUGCGCUAUUAGAUGAUGACGAUGACGAUGAUGAUGUUGCAGAGCUUACCAACCCGUCAUGCUUCAAUGUCACAUUAUUAGACUGGAUCAACGUGCAAGACAGACCCAAUGAUGUGGAAUCUGUUGUGAGGAAAUGCUUUGACUCCAUCAAUAGGCUUGAUCCUCGGAUAAUUCAACCAUUCCUGACAGAUUGUCGUGACACAAUUGCCAAGCUAGAUAAUCAAAACAUGAAAGCCAUCAAGGGGCUCGAGGACAGGUUGUAUGCUCUUGACCAAAUGAUUGCAAGCUGUAAGAAGCUGGUGAAUGAACAGAAAGAACUCGCUCAGGGAUUUUUGGCCAACCAGAAGAGGGCUGAAAACCUGAAGGAUACAUCUGUUCUGCCUGACUUGUGUCUGAGUCACACCAACCAGCUGAUGAUCAUGCUGAACAACCACAGGAAGCUGCUCGACAUUAAGAAAAAGUGCACCACUGCCAAACAAGAACUUGCAAACAACCUUCAAGUCCGACUCAAAUGGUGCUGUUACGUGAUGCUUCAUGCGGACCAGGAUGGGGAGAAGCUUCAGGCUCUACUCAGACUUCUGACAGAGUUGAUGGAAAGAGUGAGGGUGGUGGAGGCCCUCAGCACUGUGCCCCAGAUGUACUGCUUGGCGGUGGUGGAGGUUGUCAGGCGAAAAAUGUUUAUGCGUCACUACAGAGAGUGGGCUUAUGCACUUGUCAAGGAUGGGAAACGACUGUAUGAGGCGGAGAAGUUCAAAAGGGAGUCCUUUGGAAAACUCUUUAGGAAGUCUUUCCUCAGAAAUCGUUUGUUCAGAGGACUCGACUCAUGGCCUCCAACAUCAUUUUGUACACGAAAGCCCAGAAGGUUUGACGACGAACUUCCAGACAUCUCAGUUGAUGACCUGCAGUACUUGAAAUCUUGUUGUCCUACAGAAGUGCAGCCUUUCCUUCUUUUUCCCUCCAGGGUCCCAACAAUGUGUGAUUUCGAGCCCUUAAAUCGACACGUAGAGACGCUUCACCAGCUGGUCAAAGCUGCACAGAGUGUGGAUGAGAUGUCUCAAACUAUUACUGACCUGCUAAAUGAACAAAGGACAUCCUACAGCCAGAGAUCAUCUGUGUUGACCCCGCAGUCUGGAAGCAUGCCAGGGUCCUCGACACCAAGAUCCCCCAAAACCCCUUCCUCUCUUAACCUUCAGGGACCCAGCUGCCAGCCCCUACAUGUUCCCGUCCCAGCUCCUCUGGAGGACUUGUCCCCAGACAGCAUAGAUGCGCAAACAUUCGACUUUGAAACCAUCGGCCACCCGAACAUGGACCCCGUCCUGCAGCAGGGCUCCCUUGACUUGGACUCUCUAGCAGAGAGCCCUGAAUCUGACUUCAUGUCCGCUGUCAACGAGUUUGUGAUCGAAGUGAACUUGACCUCUCCAAACCCAACCAGUGACCCUACAAGUCCCGAGAUGAUGGGGGAGUCGCUGUACUCUUCAGUCAUCAACGCUAUUGACAACAAACGUAUGCAGGACACCACUAUACUAGAGAGGGAGAACUCGAGGAUCAUUGUCCUCAAACAAGAAAUUGACAAGUACCGUUCUGCUGCAGAGGAGUCCCAUUCCAACUUUAGAAGUGUAAAGGAGGACCUCCAUCACUUGAGAGGUGUGGUUUUAAAAGAACAGCAGGACUUUGGUUUUGUUUUGAGGAAUAUGUCCACAGAGGUGCGCACUAUUGUGGACAACAUCUGUGAGAUCCACAAGCUGGAGCUAAAGGAGCAGCAUGAAAGCGAGCUUCUCUCCCUGCGACAAGAGCUCGAGAAGCAAGUGCAAACACUAACGGAGGAAAACCAAGUAAACCAGAAUAUUGUCAGAGAUGUCCAGCACGCAAUGCUGGAGCUGGAAGGGCAUAUGGAGCGCAAAGAGAAAGAACUGACUCAGCUGGAGAAUGAGAAAGAGCGAUGGGUUGAAACGGAGGGUAAUCAGACGGGUAGGAUCAAAAAUCUGGAGCAGAUGAUCGGCGAGCAGAUUGAAGAGAUCAAGACACUGUCAGCUUCAAAAGACUCUCUGACCAGCCAGCUGGAGAAUCUGCACUUUGAGAUUGAACGUAGCCAGCAGAAGAUCCGGCAGGAGUUGGAAGUUGUCGAGCAGUCCCAUUUGAAGCAGAUGGAGGACAAAAUGAAGCAGGAACAUGCAGACAAACUGGAGACCCUCACCAAGGAUAACCAGGAGGCUCUGAAACAUCUGGCGGCUGAAAACAGUGCAAAGUUAAUUGAGACUGCUGAUCAUCAUGCCGCUACACUGAAAGAGAAGGAAAACCAAAUGAAAGACCUGGAGGCUCGUGUUACUGAGCUCGCAGAACUCCGCUGCAAAGUAGAGGUGGAGCUUGCCCUCAAAGAGUCGGAGACUGAAGAGCUGAGGCUCUUAUUUGAGGAGACCAAGUCGCAGCAGGCAGAAACUGUGACGUCCCAGGUAGACGCUGCAACUGUAGCCCUGAGUGAAGAGCUGGCAGUCAUGAAACAACAGCUUCAUGUCAAGAAUGAGGAGCAUGAAGUGGGCCUGGCAGAGCUGAGAAGUAUGAUGAGGGACGAGAAGGACAACUGCAUCUCCGAGCUGGUGGACAGACACGACGAGGAGAUCAUCUGUUUGCGCAACGAGCUCGCCUCCCUACAGCGCCAAACCGAAGCCGCUGAGAAGAACCACGCCGAGCAGCAACACAAACUCAGGCAGGAAUCGGACCAGCAAGCUGCUGCUCUGAGUGAAGAACAAGAAAAGCAGUCCAGGAGUUUCCAGGAUCAGGAGCAAGAGUUGAGGAGCGUUAUCGGCAGUUUGCAGGCAGAAAACGACCUGCUCUCCAAACAACUAGAGCAGGUCAGACAAGCAAUGGAGGAAGAGUUGGAAAAGGAACAGGCCUCUGAGGUUAAAUCACAAGAUGCCUUUAAAGAUAUGGAGCAGCAGAAGGAGGAAAUGGAGAAGAGACUGACAGAGAAAAUAAAACAGCUCGAGGCUGAGCUGCAUGAGACACAAUCCUCCAAGAGGGAUGAAGGGUUGCCGCUGCAAGCUGAGGGCCCGACAGAUGCCGGAGCCCCUCUGUCUCUCGACUCUGCACUGCAAGAGCGGCUGCAGCAGGAGAGGGCCUCCCUGCAGUCUCAGAUGGAGCUCCUGGAGAAAAAGAAGAAUGAGGAGAUGCAGAACCUCAAGACAUCACUAAUCGCAGAGCAGCAGACCAACUUCAACACCGUUCUAACCCGAGAGAAGCUGAAGAAGGAGCAGAUUAUAAACGAGCUCACAGAGGAGUUAAGGAAUGUCACCCAACAGCAGGAGAAGGACAAAGCUCUGAUCGAGAAGCUCUCAGAGGACCGAGCUAGUGUCAUGCAGGAGAAGAAACACUUGGAGGAGGAGCUGAACCGCAUGCGCAGCACCGCCAUGGUCUCCUCUGCCUUCUUCACUCCUCACCACUCGGCUCGGGAGACCCCAGAAGCCGCAGGAGCUGCAGCUCGAGCUCCGCCUAUGGCUGGGGCUUUUACCUCUGAGCCUCUGUCUGAAACUGACAGAUUGGCCUCUGUAGCAGCCAUUGGAGAUGACGAACAGAUCGAUUCAGCAGUGGAAGCCAGCAUGGUGUCAGUCCAUGAUAACCUCCUGAUGUCAGAGGAGAAGCAGCGGAUCCUCUUGCUGGAGAGGACUUUACACAUGAAGGAAGAAGAAAACAAGCGCCUCAGUCAAAGACUGAUGUCUCAAAGCAUGUCGUCUGUGUCGUCACGGCAUUCAGACAAAAUCGCCAUCAGAGAUUUCCAGGUAGGCGAUUUGGUUCUCAUCAUCCUGGAUGAAAGGCAUGACAACUACGUGCUGUUCACCGUCGGUCCCACCCUCUACUUCCUCCACUCAGAGUCUCUCACUGCACUGGACCUCAAGCCAGCAUCAGGGACUACAAGACGGCCGUGGGUUCUUGGAAAGGUGAUGGAGAAGGAAUAUUGCCAAGCAAAAAAGGCCCAGAACAGGUUCAAGGUUCCUUUAGGAACCAAGUUCUACAGAGUGAAAGCUGUUCCCUGGAACAGAAAAGUAUAAUAGCCAAGUAAUGAGCUAAAAUGUAUAUUUAUAUUGCUUAAUUUCCGAACAGAAACUUCACAUCAUCAUCCAUAACUUGAAAAUCGAAAGACCUUAAAAUACGGACAUAAUUCAAGAAGAUCAUCAUGAUAUCAUCAGUUUCAGUUCAAAGUCCCACCUGCCACCACCUCUUUGUUUUCUUUAAACCCAGAUUUGUUAUUGUGGACCAAAUGCUUUUAACUUUAUUAGGGCAUGGCCCGUUACACUGUGGCAUUUUGCCAUUUGACCUGUGUGUAAAAUUGAACAAAAUUUGGAUGUUAAAUAUUAGUUUUCAUUAUCAGCAUUUGUCCUUUUGUGGAAAAUACUGUGUCAUUAUCAGCAUAAUAAAAUAAAAAUAUACAUUUAUUAUAAAUGUUUAUGGAGGAAUGUUCAUGGCAUGCAUAUUGAUAUAUUUUCUUUGAUUUACUUAUCCAGAUAAAUGUUGUAGUUGGAAAUGUAGUUAAUGCUGUUUGUUACUCACAAAGCAGUGUGGCCCUCUGUCGAUACUGAAAUGUACAUUAUGGCGGACUGAUGCGGACAGUCGUCUUUGCAAUCCUUGAAAUGCACUUUCAAAAACAAAUGCUUUAGUUGAUUUGAAAAGGGAAGUUAAUUGAGCUGUCAGAACUAAGUAAAUAUAUCAGCACAAACUUCUCACUAUCAUAGAAUAUGGAUAUGUAGAAAGGAACACGUUGUGACUGUGUUUCAUUAUCAGGAGACAUUGUACAUUACCCAUUAAACACACAUGUAACAAUAAAUGACUGUAUUGUAAAAGAUAGAGUUUUGAAACAAUAAAGGAUUGAUCCCAAACAUA